Messenger RNA from Enterospora canceri, 363 nucleotides. The record is from the annotation of a GenBank genome assembly. Lineage: Eukaryota; Fungi; Microsporidia; Enterocytozoonidae.
AUGAAAAAGGAAAGAGAACGAAUCAUACAGAACAGGAAGAUUAAAGGAAAAGCAGAAGAAAAACUAAAGAUGAUCAAAGAAGCCAAUGCACGGAGAAAGAAAGAAGCAGAUAAAUUAGAAGAGAUGGUACCUGGUAUACCAGAAGAAACUGUUCAAGAUAUGCCAGAAGAAAAGAAGGAACCUGAGAUUCCAUUUGUUUUACCGAAGAACAGGAAGAGAGGGGCAGCAAAGCCACUUCACGAAGAGGCUAUUGAAGAAAAAGCCAAAACACACCUUAGAAAAGACAAAAACAAAGACAUAGUACUCCCUAUUAAUGCCAAAAAGGCAAGGAAGAAGCUCAAGCCAACCCCAAAAAAGAAAUAA